This is a messenger RNA of Chironomus riparius, 750 nucleotides long. The record is from the annotation of a GenBank genome assembly. NCBI's taxonomy places the organism in Eukaryota, Metazoa, Arthropoda, Insecta, Diptera, Chironomidae.
AGCAGACAUUUGAAAGGUUUUAUAGAAUUUUGUAAACAUAAAAAUAAAUUUACGUGUAUCUUUUCAUAACUAGUGUUUUAAUUAGAAUAAUCUAAUUAUUUAUUCAGAGAUGACAUAUAUUUCAUUAAAUCUUUUUGUUCUCGUCACAAUUUGUGUAACACUAAUCUUUAGCGAGUUUACCGAUCAAGACUGCAAAGAUCUUGGAUUUAUCAAGUCAAAGUUAGUAUGUUCAUCAUGUGAUAAUUUAAAAGAAUUUGGGCUUGAGGAGAAGAAGGAUCAUUGUUAUCAGUGCUGUCAAAAAGAAAGUCGUAGUUCUGGAAUAAAGAAAAGAUAUCCCAAAGCUGUUUUGGAAGUUUGUACAUGCAAAUUUGGUGCUUAUCCUCAGAUUCAAGCCUUCAUUAAAUCAGAACGGCCGAGUAAAUUCAAGAAUCUUCAAAUCAAGUAUCUCCGCGGCCUUGACCCACAAAUCAAACUCUAUAACAAGAAAGGAAAUAUCGUUGAGACAUUGAGUAUCACUAAAUGGAACACAGACACAGUUACCGAAUUCUUUGAAACGCAUUUGGAGCAGGAAAAUGAGGAUGGAGAAGAUGACAGAGAUUAUUUAAAGACUAACCGUAUUUAAUUCAAUUUAAAUGUUAAUUGAAUAAAUAAAAAAAUUCUAAAGGAAAAACCGAAAUAAUUUUUAUGCCGUGUCAUGGACCAUCAAUAAUGUCCAUAAUUGAAAGAAAUUCCCAUUAAAGACGCUAAAAG